UUCUUUACGGAGUUUCCGCCAUAAGCGGUAGACGGAUGCGCUGCGGCCCGUCGUUCGGAGUCUGUGGUUUUGAGAGUGAAGAACAGAGAAAACGCUGCUCCCACAUCUCCGGAGGCUGUUUCACGGCGGAUAUUAGAGCUCAGAGACCCUUUCAGGCGCUGGGUUUGUGAAGUCUGUCCGAAGAUGAACUGCAGCACGAACGUCGUUCAGGUGACCAACGUGUCCCCGAGCACGACGUCCGAGCAGAUGCGCACCCUGUUCGGCUUCCUCGGCACCAUCGAGGAGCUCCGGCUCUUCCCUCCAGAUGACUCGACCAUGCCGGUGACGUCUCGUGUGUGCUUCGUGCGGUUCCAGGAGCAGGAGUCGGUGGGGGUGGCCCAGCACCUCACCAACACAGUGUUUGUGGACAGAGCUCUUAUAGUUGUGCCCUAUGCAGAAGGUGUGAUUCCGGAUGAGUCGAAGGCUUUGUCGCUGCUGGCGCCUGCCAAUGCUGUCGCUGGGCUUCUUCCAGGAGGAGGGCUGCUACCAACACCCAACCCUCUAGCAUCGAUGGGAGGUGUUCCUCUGGGUGCUCUUGGCGGUCCUGCCAUGUUACCAGGAGCUGGCAUGAAUCCCCAGGCUCUUUCAGCUGAGCAGCUUCUGAAGUUAAUGUCCUCAGUGGAUCCCAAAAUGAAUCCGAUGGCUGCCAGUAUGGGUCUGAAGGCAGACGCUUCCAGCAAAGAGAUUGAGGAAGCUAUGAAGAGAGUCCGAGAGGCCCAGUCUCUGAUCUCUGCUGCUAUUGAGCCUGGCAAUAAAAAAGACAGCAAACGCAAGUAUUCCCGCUCCAGAUCCAGGUCCAGAUCCAGACGGAGGAGAUCACGUUCCCGCUCUCGACACAGGAGGUCCACCAGCAGGUCCCGGAGGCGCUCUCGUUCCAGGAGCCGCAAGCGCUCCAGAAGCCCCAGGAGGAGGAGGUCUCGCUCCAGAGACAGGAACCGACGCUCCACCAGCAGAUCCAGGGAUAGAAAGAAAGAGGAAAAAGACAAGAAACGCUCUAAAACGCCUCCAAAGAGCUACAGCACCGCCAGGAGAUCUAGAAGCACGAGCCGGCGGCGCAGAAGGAGUGUUAGCCGAUCUCCCCGAAGAUCUCCAAAGAGGAGAGCGUCCAGGUCCCCGUCACCAAGAAAACACAAGAAGGAAAAAAAGAGGGAUCGCGAGAGGGAGAAGGAUCGAGAGCGCGACCGGGAGAGGAGAUCGGAGAGAGAACGCUCUUCCAGCAAAAAGAAAAAGAGCAAAGACAAGGACAGGGAGAGAGAAAGAGAGAGAGAGAGGACGUCUGACAGUGAGAAGCGAGAUGUGAAGGUGACCCGAGACUACGAUGAAGAAGAACAGGGCUACGACAGUGAGAAGGAGCGGGAGAUGAAAGAUUCAGAAGAUUCCGGCUCUUCUCCUGCCCGUUACGUGGAUGACGGUGAGGGCAAACACAGCCCAAAGCAGUCCAAGCAAAACGGUGAUGACCACCAUGAAGAACAAGACAUGGAAGUUAGCGAUUGAGGCCCUGUAACAGAAUGAACUUUGAGUUGAAUGAGGAAAGUUGCGAUUACUUUUGUCGGCUAUGUAUCUUCUUUAUUAACCUCACAGUUUAACGUUACUCUUCGACCCUCCCUUCUUACCCUCGUGCUGAUUUAGAGUGACUGGACUGGGUUAACUAGUAAUAAUUAUUGGAACACAGGAUAGAGGCUGCAUUUCCUUCCUUCUGUUGUCACAUGUAUUUGCCUUACAAAAGGGAAGGAAACAGAAGCAUUCAGUUUAACUGCUGACCGGUCAGACAGCGCUCGGUAUGUGCAUCUUUUCUGUCAUCUCUCCUCGCCAGUACUUUUUCUUUUAAGUGUUCGAGUGACUGUCAAACAAAAUGAGUUGCUUUUUUUGUCUGGUUCAGUUUUUUUCACCCUCACUCAUAAAACUAUGCCUGAGGUAACAGGACAUGGUGUUGGUGUCCAGGAAAGUGUAUUGUUUUGUGUUGGAAAACAUUCUUGCCCCAGUUUAUCUGUUUUGAUACCGAUUUGGAACAUUUGUCAUUUUAAAUAGUGGGUUCAUGAUGUAUGUGUAUGAUUAGUGCUUUAUAUCCUUAGGCAUCAUUCAGUAGUUGGUCAUUCAGGAGUUCAAAAGUGUCAAGUGAAAUUUUUAUACUGUAAAUAAACUCACUUGAGUGGGAAAAGGUGUUGCCUGA
Molecule: messenger RNA, 2209 nt
Organism: Colossoma macropomum (tambaqui)
Lineage: Eukaryota; Metazoa; Chordata; Actinopteri; Characiformes; Serrasalmidae
Product: serine/arginine-rich splicing factor 11-like
Exons: 12
Coding region: 184-1533 (449 amino acids)
Cellular component (GO): nucleoplasm
Molecular function (GO): RNA binding
Source: RefSeq, a predicted model, not a curated record